This is a messenger RNA of Polistes dominula (European paper wasp), 1320 nucleotides long. RefSeq lists its product as uncharacterized. Gene Ontology annotation, biological process: chemosensory behavior; sensory perception of taste; male courtship behavior. The record is from RefSeq and is a predicted model, not a curated record. Gene Ontology annotation, cellular component: axon; dendrite; membrane. NCBI's taxonomy places the organism in Eukaryota, Metazoa, Arthropoda, Insecta, Hymenoptera, Vespidae.
AUGGAAGACGAAACGAACGUUCAAAUAGAACAAAGAUCAACACUGACGACAGAAAAAACUUUACGCAUUAUAACUUAUGUCUCUUGGUUUUUGGGAGUUGGUGUAGCCCGUCCGAAAAUAUUACCAAAGUUCGUAACAAUAAUCGUUCGCGUUCUCAACUUUGGAGUUUGCACAGUGAUCGUCGCUUAUGGAGCCAUUGACUUUUUUACAUUUGGUACUAUUUUCAAAAGUGAUAUUUAUAAGAUCAUGUAUUAUAUGAACAAAGUCGUCUGUUACGUUUCAUCAUAUUAUUACGUUUUUCACGGUAUCAAACAUUACGACAAGUGGCCUUUACUGAUGGACAAGAUAGAACAAUUAAAUAAAAAGAUCACACGAGAGGUGUCGAUAAAUGAACGAUCGAUUAAGACCAUUCAAAUUCUGGCCGUCAUAUUGACAUUUAUUUUAGGACCAGUGUCACUAUUGAUGCAUGCUCUCUAUUAUUAUUUUACUGCACCAGAAGAAAUAUUCGCUUCGGAUCUUCUUUUAUAUUAUACAAUAGCUCAAUCCGCAAUCAACAGUUUCGUUUUUGAUACGGUAGUCUACGUGAUUUGUAAUAGAUUCAGAAAGAUCAAUAAAAUGAUCGAGCGACUAGACAACAAAUUGGUUGCAUCUUUAAUCGCAUUCAAAAUUCGACGUAUAAGGGAAUUACACAGUGGUGUUUGCGAGUUGGUGGUUCUUGUUAAUGAUAUACAUGGUGUCCAACUUCUUCUUUGUUCAGCCAAUUCGUUCACGAUGGUCGUUGCUACGCUCUUCCGAAUUUACAUGGGUGUUGUUGAGCAUAAUUAUGCGUUCAUGCUGAUCAACAACAUCAUUUGGAUAAUUUACGCAGGACAGUUUGGGCUUAUGUGCUGGGUCUGCACACUGACCAAUCAAGAAUUCAAGAAGACUGGUAUAUUGAUACAUUCUGUUAUUCCUAAUCAUGAAAAGACAAAUCGUGAUAAACCGUUAUCCGUUCUGGCUAUUUACAACGAGCACGAUUAUUCCUUACAAUUGAACCAACAAUAUCAACAACACCAAGAAGAUCGCCGACGAAUUUCGCUCGACAUUAGUAGAUUUGGUUUGAACUACUUCAGCAUGGAAAAUAUAUUACGGGCAAAUAUCGAGCGUGAUUGUGUCAGAAACGAGAUUAACGAUUUCUCGAAUCAACUUCAACAACAACCGAUUUCCUUUACCGCCUGUGAUUUUUUUGAAAUGAACAACGCUCUUUUGACUGGUUUCGUAGGUGUUAUUACAACUUACUUAAUUAUCCUCGUUCAAUUCUACCGACCUGAAAACGUCUAA